This is a messenger RNA of Bactrocera latifrons, 1803 nucleotides long. It is a transcript of the gene PSR, whose product is annotated as bifunctional arginine demethylase and lysyl-hydroxylase PSR. Gene Ontology annotation, biological process: phagocytosis. Gene Ontology annotation, cellular component: cytoplasm; nucleus. The transcript has a single exon. Bases 159 to 1364 code for a protein of 401 amino acids. The record is from RefSeq and is a predicted model, not a curated record. Gene Ontology annotation, molecular function: P-TEFb complex binding; histone H4R3 demethylase activity. NCBI's taxonomy places the organism in Eukaryota, Metazoa, Arthropoda, Insecta, Diptera, Tephritidae.
UAUUAACCAACAGAUGUCAAUUUUUCUCUGGCAUUAACAACCAGCGGUUAUAAAGCAAUAAAUUACCAAAAUUAUCCUACUCGAUAAAUGUAAAAUUGGAAUAUUUCGGCAGAUAUUAGUGUAAAAAUACAAACAAAAGUAAACUUUACUUCAAUAAAAUGAAUGAGGAAUUCAAACUGCCUAAACGUUCUCGAAAACGGCUUCGUGAGGUAAAGCGUAGGGCUCGUCCGGAGUUGGGGGACAAAGAGGCAUGGUCUGCCUUACGAUAUUACGAGAGAUUUCAAGAUUUUCAAAAAUUUGAGGAUAAUGUUGAACGCAUUAAGGAGUCUGACGUUAGUUGUGAGGAGUUUAUAGAACGUUAUGAAAAACCCUACCUUCCAGUUGUUAUAGAGGGUUGUCAAGAAGGAUGGCAAGCAGAAGAAAAAUGGACAGUAUCACGUCUAGCAAAAAAGUAUCGAAAUCAAAAAUUCAAAUGUGGAGAAGACAACGAGGGUUACAGUGUUAAAAUGAAAAUGAAAUACUAUGUCGAAUAUAUGCGGUCUACUCUUGAUGAUAGUCCCUUAUAUAUCUUUGAUAGUAGCUUCGGAGAACAUCAUCGUCGUCGUAAAUUGCUUGAUGACUAUACAGUGCCGAAGUAUUUCCGCGAUGAUUUAUUCAAGCAUUGUGGAGAAGAACGUCGUCCCCCAUACCGCUGGUUUGUAAUGGGCCCAGAACGUUCUGGUACUGGUAUACAUAUAGAUCCUUUGGGUACAAGCGCUUGGAACGCACUUCUUAGAGGUCAUAAACGUUGGUGCUUAUUUCCAACCCAAACUCCUAAGGACCUUUUAAAAGUACCUAGUGCCGUGGGAGGAAAGCAACGUGAUGAAGCAAUAACCUGGUUUAACACGAUUUACCCACGAACUAAACAAUCAGACUGGCCGGCAGAUUUUCGACCCCUUGAAAUAUUACAAAAACCAGGUGAAACUGUGUUUGUGCCAGGGGGUUGGUGGCAUGUAGUGUUGAAUUUAGAUGAAACUGUCGCCAUCACUCAGAACUUUUGCAGUCGCACAAAUUUCCCGGUUGUUUGGCACAAAAGUAUUCGAGGUCGUCCAAAAUUAUCUCGAAAGUGGUUGCGUGUUCUACGUGAAAAGGAACCAGAUUUAGCCAAGCUUGCGGAAAGCAUUAAUGUUGAACAAAGUACCGGCUUUGCGUCAGAUAGUUCUAGUAACUCAAGUUCUUCAUCUAGUUCCUCAUCAUCAUCAUCAGAAAACGAAGGUAAUGAUAGCGAGAGUGGCAGCUCCAAUACUGAUAGUGGGCAAGAAAGUCUAACCGCUAAGAAGAAGAAAAAGAGGCGGUUGGGAGGUGGUAUGGCGUCCAGCUCUUGAUGUCGGCUGCGUUGUAGUGACGAAAAUAUAAUGAUAAAUGCAGAAAUUAAAUAUACUACUUAUGAUAGCGUUCACCGAUCUGAAGAAAGCAAAUUAAAAUUAGGAGAAAAUAGAAGCUUAACAAGAAUGCUCCGAAUGCGUUUGAAGACGCUCCUGCACUGCAAAAGUUAACAUUUAUAUAACAAGGCACUUCAUACCCAACCUUAAUUAAAUUCAUUAAAUCAAACGAUCCUAAACUUCGGUUUAGCUAAAUGUAUUCAUGUAAGAAUUCUAACCAAUAUUUAACGCGGAUCGGAUUAUUUUAAGCAACUGUAUACAUUUUAAUUUGUUUAGCAGCAAUAAGUAGUAACAGUAUAAUAUAUAGCGUUUUCAGUUGGAACUUUAAAAUCAUAUUGAAAUAUUACUUCAAAUAAAUUAAAUUACAAAACUAUAAAAAUAA